AUGAGCUUCCAGUCUGGAACGGCCUACGCAGAGUCGGAUGCCGACGACGAGUACGAGCGAGACAUCCAGGAGAGCUCCCCGAUAGAUGCCACCGAUGCAUCCAUCUCUCCCACCGAUUCCGAUCCACCCUCGAACGAACAUACCCCGACCACCUACGGCUACAGAAGCAGUGCAGACCGUCUGCCCGAGACCAUCAUAUCCGAGUGGACCGCCGAUGAGUGCGCAGAUUUCAUCGCAACCAUAGGCCUGCAGCAAUAUUCAGAUCACUUUAUAGAGAAUGAGAUCGUCGGUGAAGCUUUGGUCGCACUGCUGCAUGACGAUCUGAAGCAGAUGGGCAUCACCAGUGUCGGCCACCGCCUGACCAUCCUCAAGAGCGUCUACGACGUCAAAAAGGCUCAAGACGUCCCUAUAGAGAGCGACCACUAUGUCCCUUUGUCCGCCGAUGCCGAGGCUCAGUAUGCCACGGCCACCCUGAAAGACAUUAAGCAUCUCGUUGAACAACUUCGACUGCGCGACGAGCGAAUGAACCUCUUCGAACAAGACUUCCGAAGAUUAACGGAGGACUUCCGCAGGCUGCGCGAGGAUAUGCUCCCGGCAUUGCGCCUCGCAAAAGAUGCCCAGCAGCCACUCCCACCCACACACCUCAAUAACGGCACCGGCUACAACUACGAUGCGACGAUUUCUCCGCCAGCUCCCACGCCGUCAACCGCUGGUCCGUCUGGUGGUGGUCUCAAGCGACAGUACUCCACGAAGAAGAUCAUGCUUGGAACUACCCCAAAGACGACAUCACCCUCUCCCCUACAAACCACACACGAGCGAGGAAUGGAACAGACACUGGAUCCUGCCAAUGCGGCAGAACGAGCAGUCUUGUCAUCUUCGCAUCUUGCCGCCUUAAAUGGAGUGAGCAUGGAUGACCCGUGCUACAAGGUGUUACCGGCGGCUCUCAAGAAAUACCAGAUCAACGCGCCUUGGGAUCAAUACGCACUCUACAUUGUCUACGGUGACCAGGAACGGUGUCUGGGCCUCGAUGAGAAGCCUCUCAUUCUAUUUAAGCAGCUGGACAAGGAAGGAAAGAAACCGAUGUUUAUGCUGCGGAAGACCAACAAUGCCCAAGUCGAUCUCUCGGCCGACCUUCCAGGCAGUGCAGGUCUCGGGUCUGCACGUGGAGGAGCUACGGGAUAUGAUCCACCAGGUGGUAUUAUAUGA
This is a messenger RNA of Phaeoacremonium minimum UCRPA7, 1206 nucleotides long. Its product is annotated as putative protein kinase regulator ste50 protein. The record is from RefSeq and is a predicted model, not a curated record. Gene Ontology annotation, biological process: signal transduction. The coding region runs from base 1 to 1206 and encodes 401 amino acids. The transcript is spliced from 4 exons. Lineage: Eukaryota; Fungi; Ascomycota; Sordariomycetes; Togniniales; Togniniaceae. Gene Ontology annotation, molecular function: protein binding.